Messenger RNA from Sipha flava (yellow sugarcane aphid), 3012 nucleotides. RefSeq lists its product as uncharacterized. Gene Ontology annotation, biological process: DNA integration. The transcript has a single exon. The record is from RefSeq and is a predicted model, not a curated record. Gene Ontology annotation, molecular function: nucleic acid binding. NCBI's taxonomy places the organism in Eukaryota, Metazoa, Arthropoda, Insecta, Hemiptera, Aphididae. The coding region runs from base 1 to 3012 and encodes 1003 amino acids.
AUGGCCGAGUAUCAGUCUGAUGGUCAUAUGUCACCAGCGUCGUCGGUUGGGUCAUAUUUUAUUCCGCACCAUGCGGUAUACCGACCAUCUGAUACGAAUCCGAAAAUCCGCGUAGUGUUUGACGCAUCAGCCAAGGAUUAUUCCGGUACGUCAUUGAAUGAUGUUUUAUUUCCGGGACCUAAACUUCAACAAGACGUGGUCGAUGUUCUACUGUUAUUCCGGUUAUCUCGGUUUGCCUUUACGUGUGAUAUAAGUAAAAUGUAUCGCCAAAUUCUUAUCUCACCGGAACAUCGACCAUUUCAACAUGUGUUAUGGCGAGCUUCACCCGAGGACGAGCUACAAGCCUUCGAGUUAAAUACUGUAACGUAUGGGGUGAAUUGCUCACCGUUUUUAGCGAUACGUGUGCUCCAUCAGAUAGCUGACAUGGAAUGCGACGGUUUCCCAUUUGUUCGCGAAGCCCUGUUAUUCCACACCUACGUCGACGACAUUUGUGUAGGCGCUGAUAGUGAAGCCGCAGCCAUACAACUACAGUCUGAUUUAAUUACUAUUUUGCGUCACUCUGGUAUGGAACUCAAGAAGUGGACCAGCAAUAUUGAAUCAGUACUUAACAACGUUCCUAACGAAGAUAGAGCAUGUGAUGCACUAUCAUUCCAUGACGGAGACAGCGUCGGAAGUAAAGUAUUGGGUAUUCGCUGGGACCAUCACGACGAUUCAUUUAAUUAUUUUGUUAAACCCGAGACAUUAGUUACAACAAAGCGUGGCAUGCUUUCGCUAAUCGCCAGAAUUUUUGACCCUCUUGGGUUGUUAGCUCCUGUAAUUUUCCAAGCGAAACAUUUGAUGCAGAGUGUAUGGAAGGCUAACAUUGCAUGGGACGAGAACUUGCCAAAUGAUAUAUUGAAACCGUGGACUCAAUUUGUAACGGAUCUUCCUGAGUUACAGCGGGUUCGAAUACCGAGAUUUGUUCAUACACGGCGCGGACUCCGGUGCGUACUUUGUGGUUUUUGCGAUGCGUCUGAGCGUGGAUACGCGGCCGUAGUAUAUAUAAAAUCAUUGGACUUUUGCGAGCGCCCGUCCGUAUCGUUACUCGGCGCAAAAACAAAGCUCGCUCCAGUGAAGGCUUAUACCAUCCCACGUAUGGAGUUGUGUGCGGCGGUGCUUUUAGCGCGAUGGAUGGCACGUCUAAAAAAUAUUCUCGAUGGCAGACUUCAAAUAGUUGACACUCUAGCAUGGUCAGAUAGUACGGCAGUACUCAGUUGGUUGAAGACACCGCACGAGUCGUUCAAAGUGUUUGUGUCAAACCGGGUUUAUCAGAUUCAUACGGCCUUGCCAGAAUGUCACUGGAACUAUAUUGCUUCGGCUGACAAUCCAGCCGAUUGUGCUUCCAGGGGAUUGUCGCCCGUACAACUGAUUGACUUUAAGCUGUACUGGGAUGGCCCAACAUUUCUGCAUACAAGCAAUAAUUUGCGUGACAAUAACGUUCAGUAUAUAGCGCCAGAUCAGCUUCCGGAAAUCAAGACACAUAAACCAGUGACAUUAGUGGCGCAACCCGACGAAGAAUGGUAUUGUCGGUUUUCAUGCUACUUGCGCAUGACGCGAGUUGUAGCGUGGAUGUGCAGAUUUAUAAUGGGCUGCCGCGGACAACCAGCUCAGCUUCCUUAUUUAACUCGCAAGGAGUUGGAUCAAGCAGCAGUAAAAGCAGCUCGAGCGUCGCAACUUCAUGAUUUUAAAAACUUACUUCACGAGUUGUCUCAUAACCAACCUGUUUCUGUGAAACCUGUGGCACGCCUCCGCCCUUUUAUCGACAGUCGAGGUUUAAUCUGUGUGGGUGGACGUCUAUCCAAAUCAAAUCUCCCAGAAGGUCAGAAACAUCCAAUUUUACUGGCAAAGAAGUCGUAUAUAUCGCUAUUAUUGGUGCGCCAUUGGCAUGAUGUCACUGGUCAUGGUGGUCCGCGAGUACUAACUUCACUUAUCUGUCGGCAAUACUGGAUUCUGUCUGUCAACCGCUUGAUUCGUACCGUCAUUAGUAACUGCGUUAGAUGUGUUCGUCGUGCCGCUGUUAACCCCCAACCAGUUAUGGCUGAUUUGCCCUCCUCUCGCAUUGUUGAAUGCCCCCCAUUCUCACGUGUUGGUGUUGAUUUUGCCGGUCCAAUGACUAUGAAGGAGCAUCGAUUGCGAAAAUCACGUGAGUACAAAGUGUACGUGGCUGUGUUCGUUUGUUUUAUAGUUAAAGCCGUUCACUUGGAGUACGUGUCCGACUUAUCCACUGACGCUUUUCUGGCCGCCUUGAAUCGGUUCGUGGCGAGGCGUGGUAUGCCGACAGAUAUAUACACGGACUGUGGGACCAAUUUCGUGGGUGCCGCCAACCACAUGCGUCAAUUGCUAAAUGAUCAGAAGUGCCAGGAAAACUUAGUCAAUACAAUUACAUGUACCUGGCAUUUUAAUCCACCCGGUGCCCCACACUUUGGUGGUCUGUGGGAGGCGGCCGUGCGAUCGGCGAAAACAUUAAUGGUUAAAAUCACGGGGGAGCACACCUUCACAAUUGAAGAAUUUAGCACGAUUCUGUGCCGCGUGGAGGCAAUCUUAAAUUCACGACCACUCGUGUCCACAUCUCCAGACCCCGCUGAAGCGGAUUGCCUAACACCAGGUCAUUUUCUAAUAGGGCGGCCAUUGCUGUCAGUACCUGAGGUUGACUAUAUACACUCUCAGCGGCCGAUGGUCCAAAGAUGGAAAUUGUUGAACCAAAGUGUGCAGUCAUUUUGGCAUCGUUGGCGCCGGGAAUACUUGCAUACCCUACAAUCACGUAGUCGGUGGACCAAAGAUGCUCCUAAUAUUGCCGUGAAUGAUGUGGUGAUAGUGAAAGACCUCCCAGCUGCACCACUUAAAUGGCACAUGGCACGAGUGACUGAAGUCUUUCCAGGUAGCGACGGUAUAGUACGUGUCGUACGUCUUCAGACUGCCACUGGUACGUUGACUCGCCCAGUCGUAAAAGUAGUUAAAUUGCCUACAGAUUAA